AUGGUGGAAGAGGUUAUUGAGGGAUGGGCAGCUAAUAAGCUGAGCGGUGAAAUUCCAAGGCUCAUAUAUUGGAACGAAGUUUUGCAAUAUCUGGGAUUGCGAGGGAACAACUUAGUUGGUACACUCUCUCCUGAUAUGUGUCAGCUAACAGGGUUGUGUGAUGUUAGAAACAAUAGUUUGACUGGUACCAUUCCUGAGAACAUAGGCAAUUGCACUGCCUUCCAGGUCUUGGAUUUGUCUUACAAUAAACUGACUGGAGAGAUUCCAUUCAAUAUUGGGUUCUUGCAAGUAGCUACGUUAUCUUUGCAAGGAAAUCAGCUUUCAGGGCAGAUCCCAUCAGUCAUUGGCUUGAUGCAGGCACUCGCAGUGUUAGAUUUAAGCUGCAAUACGUUGAGUGGACUGAUCCCUCCCAUCCUUGGAAAUUUGACUUACACAGAGAAAUUGUAUCUGCAUGGAAACAAGCUGACUGGAUCCAUUCCCCCAGAGCUUGGGAAUAUGACAAAGCUCCACUAUCUGGAACUGAACGACAAUCGGCUCACUGGGCAUAUCCCUCCCGAACUUGGGAGGCUUACGGACUUGUUUGACCUAAAUGUUUCUAACAACAACCUUGAUGAGCAUAUACCUGAUAAUCUUAGCUCAUGCACAAAUCUCAACAGCCUCAAUGUGCACGGGAACAAAUUGAAUGGGACCAUCCCUCCUGCAUUUCAGAGACUGGAAAGUAUGACUCAUUUGAAUCUAUCCUCUAACAAUCUUAUGGGUCCCAUUCCAAUUGAGCUGUCCCAGAUAGGUAAUUUGGUUACUUUAGACCUCUCAAGUAAUAGGAUUAGUGGUUCCAUACCUUCUUCCCUUGGUGACUUGGAACACCUGCAAAAACUGAAUUUAAGCAAGAAUGAGUUGACUGGUUUUAUACCAGCCGAGUUUGGUAAUCUAAGUAGUGUCAUGGAAAUGAAAGUGGAGAACAACAAUUUAUCAGGAGAUGUAAUGUCUCUGGUCAAUUGCCUCAGUCUUACGGUCCUAAAUGUAUCUUAUAAUAAUCUGGUUGGGGAUAUUCCUACGGGCAAAAACUUUUCGAGGUUUUCACCAGAUAGCUUCAUAGGAAAUCCAGGUCUGUGUGGCUACUGGCUCAGUUCUCCAUGCCAUGCAUCUCAUCCAACUGAGCGAGAAGAUGAGAGUGGAAGAGCUUACGGCUUAGAACUAGGCCUGGACAUGACUUGCUAUCUUGUCAGUCAUCUAUUGAUUCAAUAG
Molecule: messenger RNA, 1245 nt
Organism: Ilex paraguariensis (yerba mate)
Lineage: Eukaryota; Viridiplantae; Streptophyta; Magnoliopsida; Aquifoliales; Aquifoliaceae
Source: the annotation of a GenBank genome assembly